UCAACAGGUGAUCUUCAGACAGGCAAUGAAAGUGCCAACACAACACAGCAGAGAAAUUGCACUCAUCAAAGUGGAUGUACAGAUCCUAAGACGGAGACCAUCUGUAUGAGCUUCACCCUUCCUCAGCAGUUCAGUACAAAGGUCAAACAGAACGAGAGCGAGGAGGAUCUGCUCAGAACAUAUCUGUGGAGGUGCCAGUUUCUGCUGCCCCUGGUGUCUUUGUCUCUGGUGUUUCUCAGUGGUCUGGUUGGGGUCUGUGCCUGCCUGUGCCGCAGCUUCACGCCAACCCUGGUUGUGGGAUUGUUCCAUUUUAUCGCAGGCCUCUGCUCUUUGGGAACUGUCUGCUGUUUUCGGAUCAGCGUGGAUCAGCUCAACGGCGAAUACAGAAAACCGGGAGAUGUCGUCGGGUCAAUGGGGUGGUCUCUCUACCUGGCCCUCAUCUCCUUCCCCCUGCAGAUGAUGGCCGCCGCUCUGUUCCUGUGGGCGGCCAGAAGUCACCGCAAACACUACACCCGCAUAACCGCAUAUAGGGUUGCAUAAAGAGACAGGGAUAGUAUAUUUUACGAUAACCAAGUAGGUCUACAACCUUCCUUCCAACAAUUUGUGGUUGUAGUUCAAUAAAAUGUUCAGGUCGUAGCUUCUCACUUCCACUGUAGCAGUCUUGCAAUGCAGAAAUAGUUCAGGGUAUCACAGGUUUAAGCGUCAGCUGCAGCCAAUCCAUACGUACUCAUAAACACAUUGAAACAUUUCGUGUGGCUUUAUAUCACCUUUGCCUUUGUUUUUUUUUAACCCCAUUACUGAGUUGUACAUCAUCUUGAUGUUGCAUAUUUUUAGCUUCUAGGUUUUUGUGCUA
Messenger RNA from Poecilia latipinna (sailfin molly), 853 nucleotides. RefSeq names its product claudin domain-containing protein 1-like. Gene Ontology annotation, cellular component: membrane. The annotation marks the transcript as partial. The transcript has 4 exons. The record is from RefSeq and is a predicted model, not a curated record. NCBI's taxonomy places the organism in Eukaryota, Metazoa, Chordata, Actinopteri, Cyprinodontiformes, Poeciliidae.